Molecule: messenger RNA, 1145 nt
Organism: Setaria italica (foxtail millet)
Lineage: Eukaryota; Viridiplantae; Streptophyta; Magnoliopsida; Poales; Poaceae
Product: 2-oxoglutarate-dependent dioxygenase AOP3-like
Molecular function (GO): dioxygenase activity
Source: RefSeq, a predicted model, not a curated record
UUCAAGCUUUAAUUUGCUCUGGUCCAUCAAUCACGAGCUCCAUGGUGGCAACACUUGAACCUCAACUAAUGGAGAUCCCCGCGGUGGACCUCCACGGGAUAGAGCCCAGAUCGCAGGGGUGGGAGGAGGCCAAGGCCUCGGUGACGGCCUCCAUGGUGGCGCACGGCUUCGUCGUCGUCAGGCACGGCGGCGCGCUCGGGCCGGACCUCAGGCGGGCGCUGUUCGGGCACGCCAUGCCUGAGCUCUUCGCUCUCCCGGUCGAGGCCAAGCAACGGACCGUCUCCAGAUGGGGCCCUUUCAAGAGCUACCUCGGCAAUGCUCCCGGCCUCGUCCGGGAGAGCCUACGCGUCGAGGACGCAGCCGAUGCCGCCCGCGGUGAAUUCGCCCACCUCAUGUGGCCGCUGCAGGGCAACCCUGCCUUCUGCGAUACGAUCGUGACGUUCGCCAAGAACAUGGUGGAGCUCCAGCGGACGGUGCUGAGGAUGACCCUGGAGGGCCUCGGCGUCCGGGAGGACCACAUCCAACUCAUCCUGGGCUCGCACACCCACGCCGUGCGGCUGUCUCGCUAUGGCGUCCCCGAGGACACGGCGACGGGCAUGUCGGUGAGGGCCCACCACGACGGAGGCAUGCUCACCGUCGUCGUGCAGCACGAGGUGGAAGGGCUCGAGGUGCAGGCCGGCGGCGAUGGGAGGUGGCUCGCGGCGCCGACCGAGCCCGACACCUUCACCUGCCUCGCCGGCAAACUGCUCACGGUGGUGACCAAUGGGCGGGUGCCGGCGUGCUUCCACCGGGUGAGGACGCCGAGCAACCGGGAGCGCUACAGCGUGCUGUUCCUCUGCCGGCCCAGGGAUGGCGCGGUGGUCAGCGCCAUGGACGAGCUCGUGGAUGCGGAGCAUCCUCUGGUGUAUAACCCGUGCAACCUCGACGAUUACGGCGAGUUCCGUAAGUCGGAGGAAGGGCGCAAGUCCAGCGAUCCACUCAGGGCGUUCUGUGGAGUGGAGACGGCAGCGCAAGGAGAAUACAGGGAAUAUGGCCAUUAUUUGUUUUACCAGUAAUCCACCAUUUUCACGGCUGCUUUAAUUACGUUAUUAAGCUUUGGAUUAAACGUAUAAAUUAAUAAUAGAUGUUCCCCCUCCAUGUCCAAA